Messenger RNA from Phascolarctos cinereus (koala), 3472 nucleotides. RefSeq names its product hydroxyacid oxidase 2 (gene HAO2). The record is from RefSeq and is a predicted model, not a curated record. NCBI's taxonomy places the organism in Eukaryota, Metazoa, Chordata, Mammalia, Diprotodontia, Phascolarctidae. Gene Ontology annotation, molecular function: FMN binding; (S)-2-hydroxy-acid oxidase activity. Gene Ontology annotation, biological process: fatty acid alpha-oxidation. Gene Ontology annotation, cellular component: peroxisomal matrix.
GGCCAGUGUACUGCUAGAGGAGUCCAAGCUGUGUCUGAAUACCACUGCCUCUUUCCCACUACAGAAACAGGAAUCAGGUUUGCGAAAUGAAUGUUUGAUUUUUUUAAGUUCAGAAUAAUAAUUUUUUAAAAAGAUGGAAGCCAGAAGCACUCAAAGCAACUCAAUGCUCGAAGGAGACUUAAGCUUGGAAAGUCCUGAAAGAGGCUGGUCAAGGCUGGAGCUUUCUCUCUUGCCAUGCAGGACAAGGCUUUCAUCUGCACCAAUAAGGAUAGAAUAUCAUACCAAUAAGCUUUGGAACAAGGGUUACAUUUGUGUCUGUCUGUAUUGUUAUAUUAUGAUUACAUAUGUAUAUUAUGAUAUACGUACAUGUAUAAAAAUCAAACAACAGUAGAUAACUAAGUAUUGCUACAAAAAUAUAGCAUGGUCAGAAGUGCUAAAUCUCACAAUAAACUAAAGCUGAUUUGGGGAAAGAUAUGGACAAGAAUUGCAGAAGAGAAAAAGUUAAAGGCAUUGUGGUUUACCCUGGCACAGGGAGUGUCACAGAUAUAAAUAAGAACAGGAAUAUUGAAGUAAUUGUAAAUUUAUACUUUCAAGCAGUAUUUUCCACUGCUCUCUUACAUUUAUUAUCAUCCCUUCCAGGCAGCCAGAUACAAUGACUGUCUCUCCAAUAUAUCAUGAUAUUUCUGCCACCAUAACUUUGCUUAUGCCAUUCCACCUCCACUGCCCACCCUUACACUUCAUUUACCCAUAUUCACAUCAAGCUUCUCAAAUCCUAACUCUUCUAUGAAGAUGCCUCUGACCACUAUGACCACAGACUUCUUCUCACAUUUAACUCAAAACACUUCUUAUCCAUGCCUAGCACAGACUAUGUUAUGUUUAUAAUAGAUUCUCAGUAAAGGUUAAUUGAAUGAAUUAAUGAAUGAAUCUUACAUAGAGAUAUAUUAUUUACCACUUCAUAUGUGUGUUGGGAGAGGGGGGGAAGUGAUUCGUUUUCAAAAGACACCAUUCUUUUUCUUGCUUCAUUGUCACAUUCUGUAUUCAAAUUUCUAGAACAUCCUUGGCAUUCUAUGUGUAUGACAGUAUAAUUUGAGGAUUAAUUACAAGUUUGGGGGCAUGGUUCCUUCUCCUGUAGUAAGUAAUAGACAGCUAUAGACUGGAUCUGACUCUGCCUUCCAUCAUUCAUUCCUUACUCCCUCAAUUCUGGAGCAUCUUUUGGGGUAAGUUCUGCAGUAGCAUAAACCGUCAUCCUAACAUGUGCUUUAUUUUGUGUUUCGUAUUGUUUUGUGUUAUGGUUGCCUGUAUAUCAUAUCAGCCAACUUGAUCGUAAGCUUCACAAGGGUAGGGGUCAAGUUGAAGCUAAACUUUGUUUGGCUAAACUCAGUGUACAUUGUAGAAACUUUCAAUAUGUUUCGCACUCCCUGAGAGCAAAGAUGGUUUCAUUUUUGUCUUUUUACAUAUAAUAAGUACUUGAUACAUUUUCAUUAAUAGAUAUUUUAAUUUAAUUUUUGACCUAGGACAUCCUUGAACUCCUACUUACCUCAACUUAAACAUGAGCGAAGUAAGAUUUAGUACUGAACACUUUGAACACCAUCUCUGCAUAACUCCUCCCAGAUGCAACUGGUCUUUUCCCUGCAUCCACUCUACUAAUCUCGCGAUGGUCUUCUUCACUACAAAGCAAAGGCCAGUUUGAUCCAAGAAGGACUAGUCUCCUCACUAAUUGACCACCUUAAGUAUCCCUGAAAGAUAUGCCAACGUGGCCAUUUUCCAUUCAGUUUGCCUAUUUCCCCCAGCUAUGGCAGCAUUUUGAGAAGCAUGCCAGGAAAUCUCCCUUGGUGUCAACUUUUCUUUCUCCAUAUCCAUUAGGAUUCCCUCCAUUAAACGGCCAACCCUACAGGAGAGAACACACUGUCUGCUACCCUGGCUACCUCAUGGCCAUGGUCAACUCACUGGCAACGUAAACUGAUACACACAGUAAUGGACAGAACCCAUGUGAAAAGCAUCAUGACCAAAUGACUAGAAUCAUACUUCUUAUCCUAUGUUAGCAGUGUAAACAUGUUUACUCUACGUUAGCCAAAGUCUAAAGUGGCCAUUGUGAAGAACAUAGGCAGGGAUUGCUCUUUUUUUUCUUUGGCUGUCAUUUCCCUUUCCCUCAUUGCCCUGCAUCUAACACAUUUUGACUGCUCUUCCUUUUCCAAGAUCCUUCCAGAAAAUGGCUUUCACAUGCCUAGCUGACUUUCAAGCAUUUGCCAAAGACAAUCUUCCUAAGCCCACUUGGGAAUUCAUUGAAGGAGGAGCUGAUGAAUGCAUCAUAAGAGAUGAGAAUAUCUCAGCAUAUAAAAAAAUCCGUCUCCAUCCCCACGUCCUAAGAGAUAUGUCUGUGGUAGACACCAGGACAACCAUCCAAGGAUCUGAGAUCAGCUUCCCAGUCUGCAUUGCACCCACUGGCUUCCACUGCCUUUGUUGGCCUGAUGGAGAACAGAGUACAGCUAAAGCAGCAGAAGCCAUGAAUAUCUGCUAUGUUACCAGUACUUUUUCCACAUGCUUCUUUGAGGACAUCGUGGCUAGUGCACCCAAUGGCCUCCGAUGGUUUCAAUUAUAUGUGCAACGGGACAGAAAAAUAACAAAGGAGCUGAUACAGAAAGCGGAAACCCUAGGCUACAAAGCUCUAGUCCUCACUGUAGAUACUCCUGCUGUGGGCAACAGAUUGCAAGAUAAUCGCAACAGAUUCUCUUUGCCAGCAUCAAUAUCGACAAAAAGCGUGCAUGUGCCUAUUGAGGAAAAUGCAGAGUCUCUCCUCCCAGUCUCAAACAUUGAUCCAUCCAUCUCCUGGAAAGACAUUGCCUGGCUAAAGAGCAUCACACAAAUGCCCAUCAUCCUGAAAGGAAUUUUAACAAGGGAGGAUGCUGAACUGGCCAUAAGCCACAAUGUGCAGGGCAUUCUUGUCUCCAACCAUGGCGGAAGACAGCUGGAUACAGUUCCAGCCACAAUUGAUGCCCUGACAGAAGUUGUGAAUGCUGUGCAAGGAAGAAUUGAAGUCUACUUAGAUGGUGGCAUCCGAACUGGAACAGAUGUAUUAAAGGCACUUGCACUUGGUGCAAGGUGUGUCUUCCUUGGAAGGCCAAUCCUAUGGGGUCUCACUUACAAGGGUGAAGAGGGAGUUCGACAAGUCUUGAACUUAUUAAAGAAGGAGUUCUAUAGAUCCAUGGUCUUUACAGGUUGCCGGUCAGUCUCAGAGAUCAGCCAGGACUUGGUACAAUUCUCCAGAUUAUAAGAGGUGACCUUUCCAAAGGGAUCUGAGAACUGGAUAUAUCAAGCGACCAUGUGGACCCUCCCUUCUCAAGCUGUGCACCUGCACACACACACACACACACACACACACACACACACACACACACACACUCACACUUGCUGCCUAGCUAAAGGAAACCGCUCAUCAGGCCAGCUGUGCCAUCAAACUGGAUUUCAGGCACAA